Molecule: messenger RNA, 2340 nt
Organism: Penicillium subrubescens
Lineage: Eukaryota; Fungi; Ascomycota; Eurotiomycetes; Eurotiales; Aspergillaceae
Product: MRX complex nuclease subunit
Exons: 2
Coding region: 1-2340 (779 amino acids)
Biological process (GO): mitochondrial double-strand break repair via homologous recombination; mitotic G2 DNA damage checkpoint signaling; double-strand break repair via nonhomologous end joining
Cellular component (GO): Mre11 complex; nucleus
Molecular function (GO): 3'-5'-DNA exonuclease activity; DNA endonuclease activity; manganese ion binding
Source: RefSeq, a predicted model, not a curated record
AUGUCGAACAGCGCGGAAACCAUUCGCAUCCUUGUCUCAACUGACAACCAUGUCGGUUACAAUGAGCGGGAUCCCAUUCGUGGAGAUGACAGCUGGAAGAGCUUCCACGAGGUCAUGUGCCUUGCCAAGGAGCGCGAUGUUGAUAUGGUCCUGCUCGCUGGAGAUCUCUUCCACGAGAAUAAGCCGUCUCGAAAAUCUAUGUACCAGGUGAUGCGCUCGAUCCGGAUGAACUGUUUUGGUGAUAAGCCCUGCGAGUUGGAGAUGCUCAGCGAUGCCAGCGAGACCUUUCAAGGUGCAUUCAAUCAUGUCAACUAUGAGGAUCUCGAUAUGAAUGUUGCCAUCCCGAUCUUCUCCAUCCAUGGCAAUCACGAUGACCCAUCCGGAGAGGGUCAUCUAGCUGCACUCGAUCUCUUGCAGGUCUCCGGCUUACUUAAUUACUACGGGCGAACUCCAGAGUCGGACAACAUCGAGAUUAAACCAGUCUUGCUCCAAAAAGGCCGUACCAAGCUUGCUCUUUACGGUAUGAGCAACGUACGUGACGAGCGCUUGUUCCGCACUUUUCGGGACGGCAAGGUCAAAUUCUUCCAACCGUCUGUGCAGAAGAGUGACUGGUUCAACUUGAUGUCGGUGCAUCAGAAUCACCACGCAUACACUGAGACUGGAUACCUACCAGAAAACUUUCUCCCAGAGUUCAUGGACUUGGUCGUCUGGGGUCACGAACAUGAGUGUUUAAUCGACCCAAAGCUCAACCCAGAGACCAAGUUUCAUAUCAUGCAGCCCGGGUCCUCGGUCGCUACCUCAUUGGUCCCUGGUGAGGCUGUGACAAAGCAGGUGUCCAUCGUCAGUAUUACUGGCCGUGAAUUCAAGUGUGAACCUAUUCGAUUGAAAUCAGUUCGGCCUUUUGUCAUGCGAGAAAUCGUUUUGUCGGAAGAGAAGGGCGCUCAAAAGUUUGCUCGGAAGGAGGGCAAUCGGACAGAAGUGACCCGAUUCCUCAUGUCGAUUGUUGAGGAACUGAUUGAAGAAGCCAAUACAGAAUGGCGUGAGGCCCAAGGGAUACAGGGUGAGGAGAAUGAAGAUGACGAUGAAGAGCCUCGCGAACCGCCUCUCCCGUUAGUACGACUUCGUGUCGAGAUAUCUACCCCUGAGGGUGGAAGCUUUGAAUGCGAGAAUCCGCAGAGAUUUUCAAAUCGGUUUGUGGGCAAGGUCGCCAACGUUAAUGACGUGGUGCAAUUCCAUAGGAAGAAGAAGAACGUUUCGUCUUCUCGAAAGGCUGACGCUGAAGUCGAUGAAGCUGCAGCUUCACGCCUAGCCGCCUUGGAUACAGUGAAGGUGGAACAGCUGGUCAGGGAAUAUCUUGCAUCGCAGUCCCUUAGCAUCCUCCCUCAGAACUCCUUUGGCGAUGCCGUGGCUCAAUUCAUUGACAAGGACGAUAAGCAUGCGAUGGAAAUGUUUGUCAAUGAUUCCCUCGAGGGCCAAGUUAAGCAUCUCAUGAGCUUGGAUCGUGAUGAAGAUGAUGUGGAGGACGAGGAACGAGCGCAUAGCUCUCUUGUCAAUGCUAUGGAAAAAUAUCGCACACAGAUGGAAGACAUGUUUAACAAAGGAGUCAAGAAACGCACUCGUGGAAAGAAGCAAUUCAAGCCCAAGCCAGAUACUUGGGAUUCCGAGUUUGAUGGCGAGUGGGAGGAUCAACCUGGUGCCCUCAUUCAUUCCGAUAACGAGGGUGGGGAUCCCGCCGCAGAAGAGGCUGGAGAAGAUGGAUCCGCACCUUCACGCAGAGUGACCACAACUACCACGGUAUCUACUCGUGGCCGCGGUCGAGGGAGGGGAGGUCGGGGAGCUGCUGCGAGUUCCCGGGCUGCCGCAACCAAAACCGCUGCGGCUCCAGCUAGAGGACGCAAGAAGAAAGCCAUCUCAGACGAUGAAUCGGAGGAUGUCAUUAUGCUAGAGGAUGAUGACGACGACGCAAAUGCUAACAUCAUAUCUGAGGAAGAUGAUGACUCGCAAGCUUUAUUCGUGAAGCAACCUCGUGCUGCGACCGCCUCGAGAGGACGCAAAUCUGCAACCACGACGUCGACUCGAGGUCGCGGGGGCCGAGCGGCCGCUUCACCAGCGCCGUCGUCGGCCACUGUUGGUGGUACUGCUACACGCCGAGGCAGAGCUGCCUUACCAACUCAGACAACCCUAGACUUUGCUGCCUCCCAAGCUAGCUCAGCACGUUCAUCACGGGCUGCUCGCACAACUCGGAACGUCAGCGUCCUUAGCGAUGGCAUUGACGACGACGACGAUGAUGAUGAUGCCUUCGAGCCAAUGAGUACUUCUACAUCACGUCGUCGGCGGUGA